AUGGUCCUUCCACCUCCCUGGCUUUUGCCAGGAAGCGCGAAGCGUUCUGAUCUUUCUGAUCAAAAGCGUCCACGGCGUCUGGGCAAUCUUGUCGAAGUGGCGUCUCAAACUCCCACGAGUUUUCGGAGUCUGGAUAUCCCCGCCACUUCACCAGAUAUUAGGUUUGACCCUGGUGACGACGUCGUCCAACAAGACGAUCUACGUGUAGUGGACGUCACCGUUCUCAUCGAGAAGAGUCGGUGGCGGGUGGUGACACGUGAUGCUUUUCGAGCCCUUGAGAAUGAGAUCCUUCGUGAUCGGAGCUCCGCUGAGCGUCAUGCUGAAGUAGCAUAUCGCUGUGCAGACGCUCUUAACGAUUUGAAGCACGUCGUGCGCCGGCUGCCUCACCUUGAGGACUACCGCGCUCUGUCGGAGCGACUCCUAGCCGUGAAGCAGGCGAAUGUGUCGCUGCAUGCGACGGUGGAGCGCUUGGCGCCAUUGGAAAUGAACGUUGUUGCACUCUGUGCUCAGAACCAGCCGCUGGAUCAGCUUUUGGUUGAUGGCCCGUGGGAUCCGCUCCGGUGCCAACGCUUCCGCGUUCAACUGCGCCGAAUCCCGGUACGGCUUGAGCAAGCCCACGUAAAACAUCGGUCGAGUGAGCAUCCGUUUUGGAAGGUUCAGCGUAUACGCUAG
Messenger RNA from Plasmopara halstedii, 672 nucleotides. RefSeq lists its product as uncharacterized. Lineage: Eukaryota; Oomycota; Peronosporomycetes; Peronosporales; Peronosporaceae. Bases 1 to 672 code for a protein of 223 amino acids. The record is from RefSeq and is a predicted model, not a curated record. The transcript has a single exon.